AUGCUAGAAAGGCACAGUGGCAAGACGGAGGAGGCGCCGCCCCUGCGCACCCUCAACAUCAUUAAACUGCACGGCCGCCUGACCAUCGAAGGAUGGACCACCUCCGACUUGUCCAAAAUCAAAUUGAGCAGCAGAUCGCGACGGAUGGCUCCCACUCUUUCUAUCUCGUUGCACCCUACUGCGGUGGCGUUCAUGCAGUUUGCGUUGGCAGAGCCCGAUGAUCGUGAAGAACACCGUGAUAUCUUCGACCUGCUGGAAUCAGCCCACAAACUGAAGAUUGUCAGUUUGCAAGACCACGCCUUCCACCUUUUCUGCGCUCGGCUUGGCGCAGGGCGGACUGGUGCUCGCGAUGGAGGCAUUCUUUUCCCCGAACUUCAACAGAUGGCAUACAAACAGUUAUUUUCAAGAUCCGGGAUCCGACAUGGCGAACAGAUUCUGGAAUGGCUGAAACGACGCAAGGGCUCGCGGGCCCUAUUGAAACGGCUCAAGCUUUAUGUGAAGGAUAAUGAAAGCACGAGGCAAUGGGCAAAUGAACGUGUGCGAAGGCGUGGCGGCCAAGACGUGCGGUGUGCGAUGGAGGACGCGCGAUUCGUAGGGCGGAUACGCACCCCGCCACCCCGCUGGCACGUCUCUGCUGCAAGCCAGCGGAAAAGAGAACGAGGAACGAGCUCUCCAGCAGUCGGACAGAACCAAACGGGCCAGGGGGCACCGCACCCAGUGUGUUCCGCGAGGACACCCAGGUCCUCGCAGUACCAGCGCCAGCUUGACCUCCAUCAUCGUCCCCUCCGACCCUGCGUGCGUGGCCACAGCCGAGUCGGGCUCAGCCCAGUCCAUUCUCUGUCGACAGCCCAACACGCGAGACAACAAGACGCGACUUCUCGCGCCCCCGAGCUGUUCGCGAGCUCGUACUCAUCGGGCGCUGCAAAGCCCGACCGCCCCGAGAUGGCUCUGCGUGCCCAGCGCGCGGCGUCGGGUAUAUCUGAGCGCAAACGUUUGCGGUCUCCCGAACAACGCCCCAUCCCCGCGCCCGCCGCUCUCGCGCCUCGACGCGCCAUAACCAGGACCUCGCGCGCUCAUCGAGACCCGCCCGCCCGUCUGCAUGCAAGACCCGACAACCCACCGCAUCGCGCCCUCGACGGUACCCAUGCCCUCGAUAGGGCCCCGCGACGCCCCCGCGCCCGAGCGCAACAAACGCGGCGCGCACAGCCCGAGCAAACACACGCGCAAGAUCCCAGCCACACCAAACCAACCGACCCGGAAGCCGUGGACGACACGCGAGCACUAACACAAACACAAACACGAACACGAGCGAGAGCGAGCAGAGGAAACGCGCGCAUCGGAACGGGUUUUCCUGCCCUUCCUGCGCUAUAUCAGGCGCCGAUGGGUCCCGCGCGCCUGCAUGCGCGCGCAGCAUCCAGCCAGACUCGCAGCCGGAUAGUCGGCGUACGAGGCCGGCGGCGUCGCCCCGCGCGAGCGACCGACGAUCCCUCGCAUCUGAGCGCUGAGCAACCCCACGCGCCGGAUGCCGUCGGUAUCAGCGCUAAGAUCCGCGAGCUCGCGCGGAAAGAGAGCAGGACCACCCCAGCAAAGCAAGCGAGCGCCGUCGCGCGUCGGAAGCGGAGAGGCGGGGGGGAGAUAGUUGGGAUGGAGGAGAGUCGGGGCUCGGGAUUUGAGCGGCGGACGAGCUUCAUUCGACGUCUGGACUCGCGCCGCCGCGCGUCGCGCGUCGAUAUCCAACGUAGCCCGACAAUAGUCCAAUGUGCGACGUGCGACGCGGCUUUUCGUCAUGUUUCGAGCUCUGUGUCCGUCGAGUUUGACUUGCGCCGCGCUACGGCGUCUCGCGGAGGGUGCUGCGCGGAGGCAGGCGACGGGAGCGCGACGGUGCGAGAGGAUGCGUCGCGCUCCGUGGGCGCCGCGAUUCGCGAGGGGCUGCGGGGCAUGGGCGGACAGGGUGGGGCGACUGAGGGCGGGGAAGGCUGGCCGGUGGCUGGUGAGACAUGA
This is a messenger RNA of Heterobasidion irregulare TC 32-1, 2001 nucleotides long. RefSeq lists its product as uncharacterized. NCBI's taxonomy places the organism in Eukaryota, Fungi, Basidiomycota, Agaricomycetes, Russulales, Bondarzewiaceae. The coding region runs from base 1 to 2001 and encodes 666 amino acids. The transcript has 5 exons. The record is from RefSeq and is a predicted model, not a curated record.